Molecule: messenger RNA, 2114 nt
Organism: Suillus plorans
Lineage: Eukaryota; Fungi; Basidiomycota; Agaricomycetes; Boletales; Suillaceae
Product: major facilitator superfamily domain-containing protein
Exons: 15
Coding region: 342-1805 (487 amino acids)
Biological process (GO): transmembrane transport
Cellular component (GO): membrane
Molecular function (GO): transmembrane transporter activity
Source: RefSeq, a predicted model, not a curated record
CUGACUUUGUCACUGAGAACGUGUCCAAGGUAUUCCCACUAGUAAGUGAACAUGGUGAAAGCUUUAUACCCACGUCGCAUGCUGCACCAUUUUGCACGUGGCACUUUGCAAUUGUUUAAAUGUUACGUUCACUACUCACAGGACACUUACAAUCAUUUAUCCGUGCCGAGAUGGCAUCACUUGUUACUCGGCGGGAGUGAAUCUCCUUCAAGUUGGUCCCUGAUGCAUUGAUCAAUCAAUCGGCGCUAUCAGCACUAGUUGACAUAUUGGAAUAAUUCGAAAAUGCGCUUUUUCACCCUUGCAUCAGUUACCGAGUUGUAGGCUCUGACGACGUCCACAGGAUGGAAAAGACUCUGCAUGGCUCCCCCUCGUCAGACACGAUGAAGGACGUCGAUCGUUUCGAAGAGAUCUCAGAUGCAGAGAAAGCUCGUCUUGAAGGGACUGUCUGGAGGAAGUUAGAUAUAUGGGUGCUGCCCGUCUGCACUAUGUUCUAUCUCCUCUCUUUCCUUGACCGGAGUAAUAUCGCAAAUGCUCGGGUUGCUGGCAUGCAGACUAGUCUCAAGAUGACCAACUACCAGUACAGUAUUGCUCUGACCAUGACAUAUGUCCCGUACAUCGCCGCAGAGUUCCCUUCGAACUUGCUGUUGAAGUAUGUGGGACCACGGUGGAUGCUGCCAACCAUGGUCACUAUAUGGGGCCUUGUGGCAACCAUGCAAGGCGUUGUGAAGACUUACUCGGGUCUGCUGGCCUGUCGAUUCUUCUUGGGUCUCAUGGAAGGUGGUCUGUUCCCUGGUCUUGUGCUUUAUAUGUCUUUCUUCUAUCCAAGAGAGAGAAUGCAGAUCAGGGUUGCCACGUUCUUCGCAUCUGCGUCGCUCUCUGGCGCAUUUUCUGGUCUGCUGGCAGCUGCUAUCAUGAAUCUUAAUGGGAAGGGUGGGAGACCUGGAUGGGCUUGGAUCUUCAUUCUUGAGGGAAUCUUUACGUUUUUGUUUGGAUUGACAGCCUUCCUGCUCCUUCCUAACUCCCCGUGUACUGCGCGCUUCUUAUCUACGAAGGAACGCAACUAUGUCAUGGCUAAAUUGAAGGCGGAUGGUGCCGUUGCUGAUGACGACAAGAGCGAUGGCUUCAGUUGGAUUGAGGUGAUUCGGUGCUGUCAGUCAAUUCAUGUCUGGCUGUUGGCGCCUGUUCUGUUUUUCAUGGGUACAACAUUGUAUGGCCUCGCUUACUUUGAGCCCACGAUCGUUGCUGGUCUGGGUUACACCGGUAAUAAAGCACAGCUGAUGAGCGCACCGCCCUUUGCGGUUGCGUUUGUAGUCUCGAUGAUCACUGCAGUGAUAUCGGAUCGGUACAAAUGCCGUGGCUUCAUGCUUAUCUUCUUCUCUAUUUGUAACCUUGUCGGAUUCAUCAUGUUCUAUGCGAGCAAAUCACAUCAUGUACGUUAUGGAUCACUCUUCCUGACUAUCAGCGGGUCGUACUGCGGCGCUCCGCCGGUCAUCACAUGGGUAGCGAACAACAGUGCACCACACGUCAGACGGGCAACUUCUGUCGCUAUUGCAUUUAUCAUGACUAACUCCGGUGGCAUCCUGGCCACCUGGCUUUUAGGCUCCUUGUCUCCUGCACCCAACUAUACAAAAGCUACGAUCACCUUCAUUAUCAUGUCAGUGGGCAUGGUAAUACUGUCUUUCAUCACCCUCGCGUACUUUUGGCACCAGAACCGCUUAAAGGCCGACAGGCGGCAGUUUAGCACUCCUGAGGAAGAACCCAAAGGCCUGGGCGAUAAAAGUGCCUGGUUUGUUUAUAACUUGUAGAAGACUUGCAGCAAGAAGAGUUGUUACAUGCUACCCCUAGUUACGAAGAUAACUGUAGAUAACUUAUAUUCAUGAUUCUUGUUUGCUUUGUUGGUAUGUCGCUACUGUAGACAUUCCUGCCACAUCGUAAUCGCCUCCUCUACCACGUCAUCAUAAUGAAAAUGAUUUGAGCUGCGGCGAAAAAGAGGAGCGGUUGCAGCUCAUUGUACGUACAGUACUAAAAGUGACAAAAGAUUCUGCCCCAGUGAGGGUCGAACUCACGACCUUCCGAUUGCGCUUAACAGUCGGACGCUGUGACCAACUCAGCCA